Molecule: messenger RNA, 312 nt
Organism: Carlito syrichta (Philippine tarsier)
Lineage: Eukaryota; Metazoa; Chordata; Mammalia; Primates; Tarsiidae
Gene: DIRC1
Product: disrupted in renal carcinoma 1
Exons: 1
Coding region: 1-312 (103 amino acids)
Source: RefSeq, a predicted model, not a curated record
AUGCAAAGAAGCAGCCUGACCACCCACCCUGACAAAUGCCUGAGGCCCUCAUGCAGACUGCAAACAUCACUGCUCACCACAGACCACGGGAGCAGGAGGUCUGUUUCUUGUUACUUGCCACCCUACAAUACCUACCCUCAUGUGUGCACAGAUCCAGAAUGCUUAGGAUUUUUCUCUUGUUGCAACAUCGGAGCGGAGCUGUACAUCACCUCGGACACCCACUUCUGUAAACCAAGAACAAAGGAUCAACUUUCUUCUAGGUCUCAACUGAAUACUGUAAGGCUAAUGUGCUCCAACUCCUUUAGGGAGUAG